AAAAGACUAUUUUACGACGAUCGUUCAAUGCCCGGACCCCUCGUGGUUUGUGUUAAAAAGUAAUACCAAAAUCAAUUAAUAUUUACUAAACAUGUUGGUACCUCUCAAUCGUUUCUGAAUUCACAACAUCAUAUUACAAAACGCGCGAAGUGUAAACGAAGUAUUUAUUAAAAAGCAGUUAAAUGUUGAACAAGCUGUUUGCAAUGUUACCAUACGUUGACUGUUAAAAAAAUUAGGGUAAAAUUCAGAUCUUCCAUUCUACCAAGCGACGAGUAUCCCACAGAAUUUAUUAGGCUAUAGGACCAUUCAAAAGCAGAACUGCUAAGCUACUGAUGCAAAUUGUACUCUAUAUAAAUAAGAAUUUCUUAACGGCUAAAUCAAUAGACACAGAGAUUUACGCGAGGCACUUUUAUUUUGUGGAUGAUUCAAAUGUUGUUCUAAAAGAAAUCGUAUUGUUGUACUGACGUCUCUAUUAGUACAAUAUCGGAAAACCCCUGCAUAUGCAUUUUGCAUUACACAAGCUUUCACCCAUCAGGACCAUCGCAUCACCCGUUGUGCCUUCUCACAGAAAGUGUAGCAAUAAAAAUAAUAAUAGCAAGAAAUCAUUGAAUGGAAAGUGGAGGAUUUUGGGAAAUAAAUCCUUGCUGCUGAAAAUUGUCGUGUUUUGUGGUGAUUACUGUUUUUUACCACAAAAAAGCAAAGUGCUCACCAAGAGUGCGGAAAGAAUUUUCUUAGCCAGCGGGUAAAAGGAAAGCUGCAUUAAUCGAAAUUGCGUACGACGACGUACGAAGAUGGCAACAAUAGCAGUGGCGUAAAAUGUAUCGCAAUUACCAAUAGGGCAGUGUAAUACGCAACUCUUGCUGAAAAGUGCCACAGUGGAAGAUUGAUAUGUACGGCUGUUGAUUUUGCGUGUCUCGGUUAUUAUUGCCAUCGAGAAGAAGGGUCGAGAGAAACACCGUGUUGUGAAGGUUUUGGAACGGGUUGGGACGUAGCUGGGUGGUAGUGCUGCUGCGACUUCUUUGUUGUCUGUACUAUGUGUACUGCAAAAAGGUAGCGAAACAUUGAGAAGAAAGCAUAAAUAACACAUCGAUGAGUGAACGAGAGGCAGACGAAAGCACUGGUGCAAGUGUGUGUUGUUUUGCUGCUGUUGCUUGAGAAGGAAGCGAAUUCAUUCCUCAGUGCUACCACACCAUCCCAACCGACUAUUGGUGGAGCUUCCCGCACGACCUAAAGGAAAAAGUGGACCCAUUUCCUGUGCGGAAAGAGAAGAAUACAACUGAACUCUGUCGGGCAGAAAACGUCAACACACGAACACAAAGCAUAGGCCAAGAUUGAGUUUGGUGUGUACCGUCUCCCCGGGAAUCUGUUGCAGAAAUAUGGAAUCCUGUGCCGCCGUCGAGAAGGAAGUGGAGAAAGUGAUUAACAAAUUUUCCGCUAUUAAUGACCACUCGCAGCGCAUCAUCGGGGAUGUGAUUUCGCUGAUCGAGAAGCUUCGGUCAUCAAUCGCAGAAGGUAACCCGGACAAUAAAGUGACAACCGGGCAGGUCGAUGUGCUGAAUGAGGCCCUCACAAAGACAAAGGACAAAUUGCACCGUCUCACGACGGAGCAUCGCGAUCUGCACGGAACCGUCAGCAAGGUGGGCAAAGCGAUCGAUCGUAACUUUGUGGCCGACUUUACGGCCACCUCGCGUACCGAUGUGUUCCAGACGGAGCGAAAUGUGAUGCUGUUGAACAAAAUCAUGGCCCAACACUUUUACCGCCAGGGUAUGGACGAUGUGGCGGAUGCGUUGAUAAAAGAGUCGGGCCUACCGGCCGAAGAGAUCGUGCCGGAACCGUACGCCGAGCUGCACCGUAUCUGGGAAGCGAUACAUACGGGCAAUCUGGCGCCGGCACUCGACUGGGCUACUCGCUAUUCGGCGGAACUGGAUGCGCGCAAUAGUACGCUCGAAUUUAAGCUGCACCGUUUGGCGUUUAUGCAAAUUUUAAACGGUGGCGUACAGGCACAGACGGAAGCGAUUGCGUACGCUCGUACGAACUUUGCCAAGUUUGUGCGGCGCUUCGAGAAGGACAUCCAGAUCCUGAUGGGUACGCUCAUCUAUCUGCAGAUUGGCAUACACAACUCACCCUAUAAGUACCUCACAUCGCCCGAGAUGUGGAUCGAGACGGCGGACGUGUUUCUGAAGGAUGCCUGCCAACUGUUGGGCAUCAACAAGGAUUCACCACUGUCCGUGAUCGUUAAUGCGGGCUGUACCGCACUGCCCGCAUUGCUUAAUCUCAAGCAGGUGAUGAUGUCCCGCCAGGUGACAGGCAUCUGGAACGGGCGUGAUGAGCUGCCUAUUGAAAUCGACCUAGAACCAGAGAACCGGUUUCACUCUAUCUUUGCGUGUCCGAUUCUGCGCCAGCAGAGUUCCGAAGACAACCCGCCAAUGAAGCUGCUAUGCGGUCACGUUAUAUCCCGCGAUGCCCUUAACAAACUUAGCAAUGGACCGAUCAUGAACAAUACUUUCAGAUUAAAGUGUCCCUACUGUCCCAUGGAGCAGUGUCCAUCGGAUGCCAAGCUGAUAUACUUCUGAGCAUGCUUCGCGCGGUGUAUGUUUGUUGUCUUCUCACCCGCCUGAGAUAGCGCAAUUCGAUCGCUGUACGAUCGUGUAAUGGGUACCCUUCCCCAUAGUAGUUCGGGCAAUGUGUUCCGUCUAAUAUACGCCACAAAACAUUGCCGUACAUACGUAAAACAGGAAGGAAACAUAAAUCUAGUUAGGGCCAAUACUAUAAUACGACGGGCCAUGGCAAAGUUCGUUUUUACCGGAAACAAAGGCGAGAUCGAGAAGGAAAAGGUAGACACAUUUGUCGCUCCAGUGAGAUUGAUGGUCAACACUCUACGUACUCGCUCUUAAGAGGGGGCAUUAUGACCCGUGGAUAUGUGUGUUUACGAUGCAAUGAGCAAACAAGCAUACCGAACAUAGGUUUUUGUUAAAAUCGGAUUUUAGAAAUAGAACCUGCUGGGAAAUAGAAGUAGCAAAACAAAAAGCAAACAAGGAAAAAAUCUAAACAAAAAAAAACAUUAUUGAUUGGCUAGAAACUCUUCCAUAAUGCAUAUAUGUAGGCUUUGGUUUCUUACUUGGUGGUGUGUACAUUAAUUGUUCCGUGUUUCUGUUUGUGUUAAUUUACAUGCGCUAAUGAUUAUUAUUACACCAGCAAGAAUUUGAUUGAUGUUUUUAGUGUGUCAACUGUGCUGUGUUCCAGCAAAUAUUUUAUGUAAGUUUUUUAUUUGAAUUGUUUGCUGAACUUUCUUUACAAGAGAAACACUGCGAACAGCGAAUCUUUUUUCAAAUUUAUAUCGACCAAAAACAAAGGGGGGGAGGGCUGCGGUGGGUAUCAGCAAAAGAUGUGUUGUCCGUUAGUGUGAAGGUAUAAUGAUGGAAGGUUAAAGAAUUAUAUUAAAUAAAACAAGAAAGAUCGAUAAAAAAAAGGUUAGAUAAUGAAAUAGGGCUUAGGUAAAGGAGGGAAUGAAACACACAGACACAUCCACGAAACGCUAAAAGCUUGAAUGCUUCUAAUAAUGAAAGGUCCAAUAGAUAAAGUUCGAAGGAGUAGGAAACGGAUCGCUAGCUACUCCUGCAACACGAUUGCUGCUGCUUCAUCCAAAAUGGUGCUGAUGGUGGGUGAGAAGAAGCAACACAUUAACAGGCUGUAAAUAUAUGUAUAAACAAAAUAUAUUAUAUUUUUACUGACGACAAAUAAAGAAAAACACACAAACACACGAA
This is a messenger RNA of Anopheles funestus (African malaria mosquito), 3764 nucleotides long. RefSeq names its product E3 ubiquitin-protein ligase RMND5A (gene Sou). Lineage: Eukaryota; Metazoa; Arthropoda; Insecta; Diptera; Culicidae. Gene Ontology annotation, cellular component: GID complex; cytoplasm; nucleus. Gene Ontology annotation, molecular function: protein binding; ubiquitin protein ligase activity. The record is from RefSeq and is a predicted model, not a curated record. Gene Ontology annotation, biological process: proteasome-mediated ubiquitin-dependent protein catabolic process. The transcript is spliced from 4 exons. Bases 1377 to 2573 code for a protein of 398 amino acids.